Molecule: messenger RNA, 3866 nt
Organism: Brienomyrus brachyistius
Lineage: Eukaryota; Metazoa; Chordata; Actinopteri; Osteoglossiformes; Mormyridae
Product: ataxin-1-like
Exons: 2
Coding region: 30-2435 (801 amino acids)
Biological process (GO): negative regulation of transcription by RNA polymerase II; nervous system development
Cellular component (GO): nucleus
Molecular function (GO): protein binding; RNA binding
Source: RefSeq, a predicted model, not a curated record
GGGGGGGGAGGGGUGACCAGAGACUAAACAUGAAGUCGAACCAAGAACGGAGCAAUGAAUGUCUACCUCCGAAGAAGCGGGAGAUACUGGCACUGGAGGAGAAGCCGGUGGGGGCCACGGCUGGCAGUGAGGCUCUGCGAGGGGAUAACUUGGCAUGGCUCGCCAGCAUGGCCAGCAGGCAGAGCGCCAUCAGGCACGGCCCCACCCCCGCUGACGACGACACCGCCCCCCCGCAAAACCCCCUCCCUGCCAUCGCUGAGCACUCUCCCCAAUCCUCCUCCACCUCUCUGACCUCAGGGGCGGCGCUCACGUCCCUCUCUGCUGUGUACUCCUCACCCCUCUCGCAACAUGGGGGGGCAAUCCAGUACGCCCAGCUGCCCCCCAGUGUGCAGUUCAUCAGCCCGGCCUUCACGGGGCCCUAUGCCGGGUACAUCUCCUCGCAGGUGAUCUCCUCCUCUACAAUUACAUCAGCUCCAGCCGUCACCACGCAGCGCCCCCAGCUGGAGGGUUACGGCAUCUCGUCGGCUUCUAGAGCAGAGCAGCACCCGCAGCUGAGCGGCUCGCCGGGUCUGCUCGCGGCCGGAGUCCUCCCAUCGCUCCCCCACCCCGUGCACCCGGCCAGCCAGUACGUGCAGAUUGCCAGCACCCCCCUGAGCGUCGCAGCCAGGGCUCUCCCCACGUCCGCUGCCCAUGUGCCCCUGCACCUCCACCCCAACCCUGCCGUUGUUCCCCAGACCCUCACCCUUGCCCCUUCGCAAGUAGUGGUCCGGUACACUGAUGGGUCUGGUGCCGAGAAAGCGGAUGGAAACGGACGAGAGCUGCUGAAUGGUGAGGUGGAGAAGAGCCGGCACUACGUCUCUAUGCCGGACGCUGGCCGACCCAAGCAGGUAGGCGGGGUCAAGGGAGGCUCCAGCCAGCACCAACAGCACCACUACGAUGCCAGGCAGGUCGUGCUCCACGCCGAUUAUGCGAAAGACACGCCGGCACUGCGGACCUCACUGACACUGGUGCCCAACAACCAUGGGCGCGGCGGCAACAUAGAGGGGAGCCUGGAGAAAUCGACCAGCCACACGGAGAGGUGUGGCCCGGGGAAGCCCAUCUCCCGCACCUCCCCUUUCAGCUUCUCCUCGCUGGAGGGCCCGAAGGCUCCGGCAGCCUCCCAGCCCCCUCCCACCGUCAUCCAGGCGGUGCAGACCACAGAGACACUGCCCAUGGGCCUCCCGACGGCCGGCUUCUACCCCGCAGGCCAGCCACCCAUCAUCGGCUACAUCGCAGGGGCCAGCCAGGCACAGCAGCAGCCAGUCAGCUACCAUGCUGGACUUCCCCAGCACCUGCUCAUUCCCGCCAGUCAGCCACUGCUCAUCCCGGUCAGCAGCGGCACAGCUCCCGAGCUGGAGCCACCCCCGCCAGUGGCCUCCACCGUCACCCAGCCAUUCUCCACGGCGCUGCCUCAAGCCUACGUGGCUGCAACCCUCCCCAAGUGCGAGGUGUUCCGCCCUGGAGAGCACCAGUCCCUGGCCCCCUACCACGCGGCUGCCGUGGUGCAGACCGAGCUCCACCUGCCCAUGGUUUCAGCCACACCUGCUGCAGGCGUCCUGGCCUCGCCCCCGCCCGCCUCGCCACCACCGCCCUCUUCCUGCCCCUCGUUGCCCCCCUACUUCAUGAAGGGCUCCAUCAUUCAGCUGGCAGACGGCGAGCUGAAGCGUGUGGAGGACCUGAAGACCGAGGAUUUCAUCCAGAGCGCAGAGAUCAGCGGCGAGCUGAAGAUCGACUCCAGCACGGUGGAGCGAAUCGAUGGCAGCCAGACGCCCAAUUCCGCCAUUAUUCAGUUUGCAGUCGGGGAGCACAGGGCACAGGUGAGUGUGGAGGUUCUGCUGGAAUAUCCCUUCUUCGUGUUCGGCCAGGGCUGGUCGUCCUGCUGCCCGGACAGAACCACCCAGCUGUUUGAGCUGUCGUGCGCUAAGCUGUCUGUGGGCGAUGUCUGCAUCUCCCUCACCCUCAAGAACUUGAAGAACGGCUCCCUGCGGAGAAGUCAGACUCUGGACUCGGCAGACAGCAAUGGUGACUCCCUGGCUAAGCCCCAUAAGGUGGACUCAGGGUGCCGGAGCAGGGGGAGUCACUCCGGGGAGCGGGACAACGGGCCAAAGCAGUGGCCCAGGAGUACUGUUGGGAUGGUGGAACCCACCUGCGCCCAGGCUGUCUUGGAAAACGGGGAACUGGCAUGUGAAGAUAAGAAAAGCUCGUCGGCGCAGACACCCUUGGCGGAUCCAGGUGGAGCUGACAGACCUACAGGCAGGAAGCGGAGGUGGUCUGCCCCAGAGGGCCGCCAGGUGGAGAAGUCAGACGAGGAGCCCCCGUUGACACUGCCCAAGCCCUCUUUUAUUCCUCAGGAGGUCAAAAUUUGCAUCGAAGGCCGGUCAAUUAUAGGGAAAUGAAUGCUGAGAGAACUUUAACUAAUAGAGAGAGUUGAAAAACACACUCAGCUUUUAUUUGGUAUUUCGUUUUGUUUUCAAACCAGAUAACUGUACUGUAGGCUAUUUGUCCGUUAGUAUUUUUGUUAUCAAAUUACUUUUCUUUACUUUAGGACUUUGGGGUUCUUUGCACUUGGUAUUACAUGGCGAAUCAAUGCUGUUGUAUUUGUUAGGUAGAUAAGAGGGUCAACCAUACCUGUUUGUGACUUUAAUUUCCUCUUAAGAGCCACCUUACUGCUCAUUUCUCCUCAAAGCAGAAGAACGCGCUGCAUUUCGUGUUAUCCUAGGCAGAGGAAGAGAUAAGACUUAAUCGUGACAGUGGCCACAUUCGGCGUUUCAACAAAACACGCUAGAAAAGAUGGACCCUUUGAGAACCCUGGAACCAGGUGCAGCAAUGUCGUGCAACACUACCGGCAGGUCUUAGGUUAUGCCUCUUAGUUUAGAGCAUCAACAAUGUACCGAUUGUACGGGUUGGCAAGGGCAGACCCCCCCCCCGCCCACUGUUUGUUUCCAUGGCAACAAGGCCAUAAGUGGGAGUUUACAUGAUGUCAGCUGCCCCGUUCCUUGUCCUAACUCAGUUUGCGUCGUGUGAACUUGUGCACUUUUAUAUGUCGAUUCUUAUGUUUGGUGGCUAUUUAUGGGGCCUGCUCUCACUUCACGUGUAAGAAGAGAUAACUGACAACUUGCACGCUGCUCCUGCUUCAGGAUGCUCCCUGGCCAUCGGAGCCGAGGGAGCUUUUGAUCAAAGCUGAGCGUACACAUCAGUCCUAGAGCCUGUCAUGCUUUGCCGCACAUGGGUUACCCAGAACGAUGGAUAUUUAAGGUCACUUUAAAGAAAAGCCAGUGCAGAUACUGAAUAGCUUUUAAAGGGAUGUUCUCGUACUGGGUUGGGCAUGGAAGCCUCUGUGGAUUACUUUGGUUUAGUGUAGCGUGGAGCCGUCGUAGCUCUUUUAUAUGGGAAUGUGCUUUGGGUUUUCUGCUAAUUUUUUAUUUAAUCUGAAAGCCAAUAGGAUGAGCAGUACUGUCAGUAAACAAUGUUUAGUAUGUAAACUGGAGAGUCAGUGUUCUCCCUUGGCUUGCUGGUAAAUGCGUGCUUUAGUCCGUAGAAGAGCUUGGUCUUGAUGGGAUGACAGUAUAAUACUUGCUCUUUUCGCCUAGAACUUCAAUGGUUGCCAAGGGGAGUGAGAGGGUUCUGCCGAAAAAUGAGGCAGUAGUGCGUCUCUGCAGGUCUUUGUUCCGGGUCUCAAUGGAAACGCGGGGCUCUGCUACGAAGGCGGUGCUGUGGCUCGUAAGCACUGCCACAGCAUUUGGGAUGCAGCAUCCAGCUCACCCUGUGCAACUUCAUCUUCACAGUCUCACCUUCCUCACAUGUUUGUCAGUAGCCAACAGCACCAC